AAUGCGCUCAGCGGCUACAAAUUGUCCAGGACGGGUAAACUUAAACUGAAUUCAACUGAUGAAAGUGCACUUCAUAUGCUCUCAAAAGAUAUUAUCUACUACUCAUGGACGUCAUAGCUUGGCACACGGACAUCUUGUUGUCACAAACACUUUGGAAAAAUUUAAGACUGCUGACAAAGUUCACCUUCUAUCUGAAGCUGGACGAAGGGUAUGGGAAUCAAUUGUCUCUGGUAGAGCAGUUGACAACCCGUCACUACUUGUGCAGUUCUUUUUGUUUACUUUUGCUGACUUGAAGAAGUAUUACUUUUACUACUGGUUUGCUUUUCCUGCGCUUUGCCCUGAGGACACAGUUGUGGCUGAAGAAGCGGUUUCUAUUGAGACAUGUUUUAAUUCAAAGCAAAUGAGUACUUUGCAGUCUAGAUGGGCCAAACUGCCAACGUCGAGUGAUCGAAGUUUCUUCUUGGUGGCUGUUAGUGGUGAUGGAGUUGACGUUGCUCUACUUAAAGAUUACGAAACCUUCUGUAAAUUUCAUCCAAAGGUCUUAAAGUCAGCAGAGUUGUUCUUUCCUUCUUGAUCUUUCGACUUAAGUGACAAAGUGUUCAGCAGACGGUCAGCGGCAACUCCCCAGGUAGCCAAAGUGCUCAAACACUACAGCAAAUCCACUCAGCGUGGCACAAUUGACGACCUCUUUACUCCAGGGAUGAGCAAGUGAAAUAUCCAUCUCCUGAUCAGACAACUUACUACCUGUGUCGCAUAUGAGAAUAUCAGGCAUUCUGACCAAGAGUUUACAAUGGAGUCAUGAGCCCAAAUGGGACCUCCUCCGUGUUUUGAUGAAAAAUAAUUUUAGAUUUUAGGUGAAGUCUUUGCUGAGAUAAAGCAGGUCAAAGUUGGUUCCGGUUCUUCAAGUUCCGAUAAUGGGCGUGGUGUAUGUACACGUCACAGAGGGCAGACUCCACGCUAGCGUGUUCUGUCAACAAAGGAAUCUGUGCCGAAAGAAUGGUUUGGUGUUGUGUGGCUGUACCAAUUCGUGCAAGUCAUAUGCAAGCUUGUUUUGAUUUCCGAAGAUCUCUAAGCUAAGAAAACAGUGGGAAUCGCAAAUAAGGAGGACAAUUGCAGAGAAGUUUGUGUCGUAGGGGCGACCUCUGAGGACGACGCAUCCUACUGAGUGGACAGGAGUCUGUAGUAGCCACUUUUACCCUGAUUGCUUUGAGAUACGUACAGCCAGGUCUAUUCAAGAACUUGGUCUGGGUUGUAGAAGAGCGAAAUUGAGGCCACCAUUUUCCAUCUACCUGCCCCCACACUUCAAGAUCGCAGCACUCUGCAAAAGAAAAGGAGCGCCACAUUUGAGAAGUGGGAAAAAUGAGGUUAAGGAAGAAUCUCGUGCAAGACUAAAAGUACGUCAAAUGGGUAGGAGAGGUCAGACUCUUGAUUGCUAGACUUGCGUUUAGGUGCUAUCCUCAUGUGUAGUGAAUGCAGUCGUAUUCAUUACAGUAUACUGUACA
Messenger RNA from Corticium candelabrum, 1502 nucleotides. RefSeq names its product ubiquitin-like modifier-activating enzyme ATG7. The transcript is spliced from 9 exons. The record is from RefSeq and is a predicted model, not a curated record. The coding region runs from base 59 to 574 and encodes 171 amino acids. Lineage: Eukaryota; Metazoa; Porifera; Homoscleromorpha; Homosclerophorida; Plakinidae.